CCGACUUCAGAUUCCCCCAAACCCCGACCGCCGGCCUGGCGCGCGGCUGCGCCCACCGGCUCCGCGCUACCGCCGCCUCCGCCGCCGUCCCGCAGCUCCCCCGGCCUGUGGGCCCCGGCUAGUGCCCGGGCCGGCCUACCUCGGCCCGCGGCCCCCGCGCCCGCCGCCGCGCCGCGCCCGGGCCGGGCGUGGAUGGAGGGCUCCGUGAGCCCUGCCCGCUGCUCGGCGUGACGCGGGCCCCGCGCCCACCAUGUCCUACCCGCAGGGCUACCUGUAUCAGGCGCCCGGCUCGCUGGCGCUUUACUCGUGCCCAGCGUACGGCGCGUCGGCACUGGCGGCGCCGCGCAGCGAGGAGCUGGCGCGCUCGGCGUCGGGCUCCGCGUUCAGCCCUUACCCGGGCUCGGCGGCCUUCACGGCGCAGGCGGCCACUGGCUUCGGCAGCCCGCUGCAGUACUCGGCCGACGCCGCCGCCGCCGCCGGCUUCCCGUCCUACAUGCGCGGCCCCACCGCGGGAGACUCACCGUGGGAAAGGCGGCCACGGGAGGGCCGAGGGGUUGCCUUUGGAGGUUGCCUGCCAGGUCCCCGCGUACCCCACUCACUCGGCUCUUGUCGGUUCCAGGGCGCGCCCUACGACGCGCACACGACUGGGAUGACGGGCGCCAUCAGCUAUCAUCCGUAUGGCAGCGCGGCCUACCCGUACCAGCUCAAUGACCCAGCGUACCGCAAGAACGCCACGCGGGAUGCCACGGCCACGCUCAAGGCCUGGCUCAACGAGCAUCGCAAGAACCCCUACCCCACCAAGGGCGAGAAGAUCAUGCUGGCCAUCAUCACCAAGAUGACCCUCACGCAGGUCUCCACCUGGUUCGCCAACGCGCGCCGGCGCCUCAAGAAGGAGAACAAGAUGACGUGGGCCCCGAGGAACAAAAGCGAGGAUGAAGACGAGGAGGAGGGUGACGCAGCCAGGAGCAAGGAGAGUCUGGAUAAGUCGCAGGAGGGCACCGAGACAUCGGCGGAGGACGAAGGGAUCAGCCUGCACGUCGACUCGCUCACGGAUCACUCCUGCUCUGCGGAGUCGGACGGGGAGAAGCUGCCUUGCCGUGCCGGGGACCCCUUGUGCGAAUCGGGCUCAGAGUGCAAGGAUAAGUAUGACGACCUGGAGGACGACGAAGAGGACGAGGAGGAGGGCGAGCGGGACCUGGCGCCAUCCAAAGCCGUGACCUCGUCGCCGCUCACCGGCGUGGAGGCGCCCUUGCUGAGCCCUCCGCCCGAGGCCGCGCCCCGCGGUGGCGGUGGUGGCAAGACCCCCCUGGGCAGCCGGACGUCGCCGGGCGCGCCGCAGCCCGCCAGCAAGCCCAAGCUGUGGUCUCUGGCCGAGAUCGCCACGUCGGACCUCAAGCAGCCAAGCGUGGGCCCGGGCUGCGCGCCGCCAGGGCUGCCCGCGGCCGCAGCGCCGGCCUCGUCGGGGGCGCCACCCGGAGGCUCUCCCUACCCCGCGUCCCCGCUGCUCGGCCGCCACCUCUACUACACAUCGCCCUUCUAUGGCAACUACACAAAUUACGGGAACUUGAACGCGGCGCUGCAGGGCCAGGGGCUCCUGCGGUACAACGCGGCGGCCGCGGGCCCAGGAGAGGCGCUGCACGUGGCGCCCAAGGCGGCCAGCGACGCGGGCAAGGCAGGCACGCAUCCGCUGGAGUCCCAUUACCGGCCCCCGGGCGGCAGCUAUGAGCCCAAGAAAGAUGCCAGUGAGGGCUGCACCGUGGUUGGUGGGGGCAUCCAGUCCUACCUAUAGAAGGGCCAUGUGUACAGCAAUACAAGUAGGUGUCACAAUUGCUUUGGAAAAAAAAAAGUCAGCAGGCCAUUCUUUCUUCCCAAGUUCAUAAAUACACAGACGUAAAAAGCCGCGCUCACCCGGACCGCAUCUUGUGCCACUGUAAAGGAAGGAGCCGCAGAGCAUUGUCAACUCAGACUAACCGAACCGAACAGACAUUUGUUGGAUAGACGUGAAUUUGUUGGCAUAGUAUAGCUUCCCCAAUGUAUGUGUGACUUUUGAAAACAAUCUUUUUUCUCAGGAUAUCUUGAAUUGAUCACUUCAUUGCCACGGUAUAUAUGCUAUAGGUGUGAUAGGAUUUACUGUAAAAUUUAUUUGUAAAAGAUGUACACAGUAGAAAUAAAACGUGAUUGAAGAACUUGAGUACUUAAAAAGUGGAAACAAAUUUGAUAUUUAUUUUUAUAAUGAUAUAAAGCUUCUAGUAAUUUAUGCAAGUUGUAUUGCAAUGGAAUCUAAACUUUUUGUAAAUAAAUUCUGCCUGGUUUUUAUUUGAACAUUGCUGGUUAUACAAUCUUUGUUGGUUGUUUAACAAUAAUUCUUUACUAAUUUAUAUCUUAAAUUGUAAAUAAAAACAGACUAGACUACAGCAACAUGGUGUGUGGGGCUCCUUUUUCUUAAAAGAAUGCUUUGGGUAGAGAGCCUCAGGGAUAGCAGUGACAGCAGUCCCCACCCCAGGUGAUCUGACCUCAGGCUUUUUAAAGAUAAUGUGUAAAAUAACCUCCCCUUUCUGCUCAUAAAAAAAGGCAGAUGGAAGAGAAAUAAGCAGUAGGGAGAUAUCUGUGAUUUUUAAGUUAUUUAUAUACACAUGUAUUGCAAGGAAAUUAAAAUUUUGUGCUCUGAAUAUGCAAAAUACUUGUUAGUGUAAAUAUUUUUUAAGCUUGGCAAAAUAAAAUGACCUGACAUC
Molecule: messenger RNA, 2732 nt
Organism: Myotis myotis
Lineage: Eukaryota; Metazoa; Chordata; Mammalia; Chiroptera; Vespertilionidae
Gene: IRX2
Product: iroquois homeobox 2
Exons: 5
Coding region: 251-1789 (512 amino acids)
Biological process (GO): regulation of transcription by RNA polymerase II; cell development; neuron differentiation
Cellular component (GO): nucleus
Molecular function (GO): DNA-binding transcription factor activity, RNA polymerase II-specific; RNA polymerase II cis-regulatory region sequence-specific DNA binding
Source: RefSeq, a predicted model, not a curated record